AUGUUUCAAUUUGAUGCCUCUUCGUACUCAUUUUAUCACCUGCUUUUUCGCUUGCCCGGAGUUGCCCCCAUCCUCGUCCGGCUUGAAGACCAAGAUACAGAAAUUCACUGCUCUUGCCCUUCACCGCACCAAGCUCCAUCCAUUGGUCCACUCGCCACCAGAACUGUCUUCACAUUUAAGCGCUUGAUCGGCCGCAAGUUCAAGGACGUGGAGGUCCAGGAGGACAUGAAGCACUGGUUAGGUGUUCAAGAUGCUCGACCAGCUGUCGAGGUUGACAUCGGUGGCGAGAGACAACAAUUCAGUGCUGAGGAGUUAUCGUCCAUGGUACUUACCAAGAUGCGUGAGACCGCCAGGCAGUAUCUCAACAAGAAAGUCAAUCAUGCGGUCAUUACGGUCCCCGCAUACUUUAACGAUGCGCAACGGCAGGCCACCAAGGACGCUGGUCAAAUCACUGGCCUUGAGGUUCUUCGAGUCAUCAACGAGCCGGCGGCCGCGGCACUGGCAUAUGGCCUUGAUCGUACCGAAUCAUCAGUGAUUGCCAUGUACGAUCUUGGCGGUGGUACUUUUGAUAUCUCCAUCCUGGAGAUGCACAAAGGAGUCUUCAAGGUCAAGUCCACCAAUGGAGACACCCACUUUGGUGGCGAGGACUUUGACAUCGCUCUUGUUACCCACAUCCUCAACGAAUUCAAGAAAGAGUCGAGCAUUGACCUCAAUCAAGACUGCAUGGCCAUUCAGCGCAUUCGUGAGGCUGCCGAAAAGGCCAAGAUUGAAUUAUCAUCCACGACGCAGACCGAAAUUAACUUGCCAUUCAUCACCACGGACGCAACCGGUCCAAAGUACAUCAACUUGAAGUUGAACCGCACUCAAUUUGAGACCCUUACCGGCCCUCUGAUCCAACGUACCGUUGAUCCCUGCAAGAAAGCGUUGUCCGAUGCUGGAGUCAAGUCUAGUGAGGUGAACGAAGUCUUCCUCGUUGGUGGUAUGACCCGCAUGCCUAAGGUCGGUGAGUCCGUGAAGUCGAUCUUCAGUCGUGAGCCGAGUAAAGGUGUCGAUCCUGAUGAAGCCGUUGCCAUUAGUGCUGCUAUCCAGGGUGGUGUUCUCGCCGGAAAUGUCACCGACAUUCUACUUCUCGACAUCACCCCACUCUCCCUCGGCAUUGAGACUUUCGAUGGUAUCAUGACAAAACUCAUCAACCGCAGUACGACCAUCCCAACGAAGAAGUCGCAAGUUUUCUCUACCGCUGCCGAUGGCCAGACCGCCAUUGAGGACAAGAUUUUCCAGGGUGAACGUGAACUCGUCAGGGACAACAAACUCCUUGACAACUUCAAUCUCGUCGGUAUUCCGGCCCCGAAGGGCGUCUCUCAAAUUGAGAUCACUUUCGACAUCGAUGCUGAUGAUAUCGUCCACGUCACCGCCAAGGAUAAGGCAACCAACAAGGAUCAGUCUAUGACGAUCGCGUCUUUGUCAGGUCUGAGCGACAAGGACAUUGAGUGCAUGAUCUCUGACGCUGAGAAGUAUGCCGAUGUGGAUAAGGCCCGUUGGGAACUCAUCGAGGAAGCAAACAAGGGCGAGUCAGUCUGUGUCGACACAGAGAAGGCAAUGAACGAGUUCAAGGAGCAGCUUGAUGCUGCCGAGAGGGAGAAGGUGUCGAAACUCGCUGGCGAACUUAGCCUUUUCCAGAAGGUGUACGAGAAGCGCGGCGCAGAGAAUGCGUCCUCCACGCAGUUAACGCAAGGCUCUGAGGACACGCCCCCCACGCUCUUCCUUGUCCUACUUAUACUUCCGUCUGCCACAGGUCUACUCGAGUAUACAGAUUUUGACCCAGAGGACAUCGAAACCAGAGGUGUCGACCCCGAGGAUGAAGUUAUAAAAGACAUCGGCGCUGCACGGUCGGACUAUGUCGACGUUGGACCUUCCGCUUUACGAAAAGCGCAUGAGAAAGCAUUGGAGAAACUUGCAGAUCCAAAAUACGAGGGCAUUAAAACCUCUCGGAAAAAUCUGAUGAUCGACUCCAGCGAAUCAGAAGAUAGCGAAUCAGAAGACCUUGACAAUCAUGUCAACGAGGACGACGAUGUCAACGAAAGUGACACGCAUGCCCAAACUAUUCACGAUCAUGAGCCACCUUUCUCGGAAGAUGAAUUGGAUGAUUCAUCUGAACAUGAGGCAGGUUCCUCCGUAGAUGGUGAUUUGAUAAAGGGGCCAGGCCUUGCGGACAGUCAGGAUAACGAUUUAUUUUCUAACCUUCGCAAAACCCGAGAAGAGGACCGUGAAAGGGGGAAAGCAAUUUCUAAGCAAAUUGCCCUAUGGGAUUCACUUGUCGAUGCCCGAAUACGUCUCCAGAAAUCCGUGACAGCUGGAAAUCGACUUCCACAAACAUUACUGUCAUCCUUUGAUGACAUUCAACUCCCUCCACGUAAACGACGACGCAGCGAUGCCGAGUCUUCAGUGUCCGAAUAUGCUGAGACAUUUCGCGAAGCCAGUUCGCAUUUUUCAUCGCUGCAACACGCCUAUCAUCCACACCUCAUACAAACCCUGAAUAAUUGGUCCUCUAAAAUUCAGGCCGUUGCCCCCUCCGUGCUGCUCCCUUCAAAUCGCAACGCCUUCUCCAAGUCCUCACAACACUCCAAGUCGGCAGCGCAAUUAAUUGACGAAACUCUAGCUGAUCAUAGCCAAGUGCUUGCACGAACAAGAGUGUAUCGAGGUAAAAAUGAACGAUUAGGAGUUAAAGUGGCCAUAGAAGGCGAGGAAGGAGAGAACGAGGACCCCACAAUAUUUGAUGACACUGACUUCUACCAACAACUGCUAAGGGAUGUCAUCGACUCACGAACUGGGUCAGGUGGUGGUGACGACUGGGUGACUAUGCAGAAGCAGCAGAAAGCGAAGAAAAAGGUAGAUACGAAAGCGAGCAAAGGCCGCAAGCUGAGAUACCAGGUUCACGAGAAGCUACAAAACUUCAUGGUGUCCAUCCCAGUGCAUAGUGGCUGGCACAAUGAACAGAUAGACGAACUGUUCGCUGUCCCUGCUUGGAAAAGGGUUUGA
This is a messenger RNA of Pisolithus orientalis, 3039 nucleotides long. Its product is annotated as Hsp70 protein-domain-containing protein. Bases 1 to 3039 code for a protein of 1012 amino acids. The transcript is spliced from 13 exons. Gene Ontology annotation, cellular component: mitochondrion; nucleus; cytoplasm. NCBI's taxonomy places the organism in Eukaryota, Fungi, Basidiomycota, Agaricomycetes, Boletales, Pisolithaceae. Gene Ontology annotation, biological process: protein refolding; cellular response to unfolded protein. The record is from RefSeq and is a predicted model, not a curated record. Gene Ontology annotation, molecular function: ATP-dependent protein folding chaperone; ATP hydrolysis activity; misfolded protein binding.